Peronospora belbahrii is the source of this 1071-nucleotide messenger RNA. The record is from the annotation of a GenBank genome assembly. Lineage: Eukaryota; Oomycota; Peronosporomycetes; Peronosporales; Peronosporaceae.
AUGUCAAGUGCCCCACGAACGAUUCACGCAUACGCGACAUUUGCCAAGGGUGAAGAUGCUAAACCAUGGACAUAUCAAUCACGUCCAUUGGGUCCUGAAGACAUUGAGAUUCAAAUCUCACAUUGUGGUAUUUGUGGCUCCGACAUCCAUACGAUGGACAGCGGAUGGAGUAAGACCAUGUACCCGUGUGUCGUCGGCCAUGAGAUUAUUGGAGAGGUGACAUUGGUUGGUGAACAGGUGAAGGAUAUAAAAAUGGGUGACCGGGUUGGCGUUGGUGCCCAAGUGUGGGCGUGCCUCAACAAGUGUCCAGAUGAUCAUUGUAAAGAGUGCGCUAAUGGUUCAGACGCCUAUUGUCGUCAUCGUGUGGCCACGUAUAACUCCAAGUAUCGCAAGACGGACAAUGCCAUCACAUACGGUGGUUAUGCCGACUAUAUCCGUGUUACACACGAGUACGCUUUCAAGAUCCCGGACAACAUUCCGUCGGAUGUUGCUGCACCGCUGCUGUGUGCUGGCACAACUGUCUUCACACCGUUCAAGGAGGUGGGUAUUAAGCCCAGUGACCGUGUGGGCAUUGUUGGCAUCGGAGGUCUAGGCCACCUGGGCAUCCAAUUUGCCAAGGCCAUGGGCGCCGCAGUGGUAGUGGCCUUUUCUCGCUCGGCUAACAAGGAGCAGGAGAUUCGCAAAUUAGGUGCUGAUGAAUUUGUCGUGUACACGGAUGAGAAGCAGGCGGCAGCCGCGGCUGAAUCGGUGAACAUUCUACUUAUCACCGCCGACGCUAACAAUAUGCCAUACACGUUAUUCUUGAGCUUCUUGGCCAUGCGCGGUACGGUAAUCAUGGUGGGUCUGCCAAACGACGAGAUCAAGUUCAAACCGUUCCCGCUUGUGGGCAAGGGAGCCAACUUCAAAGGUAGUGCGAUUGGCAGCAUUCAGGACAUCAAGGACAUGCUGGAGCUGGCGUCUAAGAAGAACGUCCGUCCUGUGAUCCAAAAAAUGCCUAUGAGCAAGGUAAACGAGGGCAUCAAGAUGGUACGCAACGGUACGGUGCGCUACCGUGUUGUGCUCGAGAACUAA